AUGUAUAAAAAUCCCAACGAUGGAAAUAAUGUUGAUUUAUUAUCAAUAACUGGUGUUAAACAAAAGAUGAAUUUAUAUGUAACAUCAUUAAUUUAUAUUGUUUUUACACGUGAAGAAUUAUUUCAAAUUGAUGCAACAAAAAUUAAAUUUAAUGAUGAAGCUGUACGAAAUAAAUUUCGAUUAUCAGGUGAUAUUUUUAAAAUUGAAUGGUGCAAUUUAAAUGAAACAUUUUUAAACAAACGUCGGGAUAUUAAAAAGGGUUUAAAAAAACAACGAACUACAGUUCAAACAAAUUCAUCAACACAAACCUAA
This is a messenger RNA of Rotaria sordida, 312 nucleotides long. NCBI's taxonomy places the organism in Eukaryota, Metazoa, Rotifera, Eurotatoria, Philodinida, Philodinidae. The record is from the annotation of a GenBank genome assembly.